AUGGCCAUGUACCAAUCCACCAACAGGCUGGCCGGAUUGGCCAUUGCCACUCUGCUUCUUGUCGUCGUGUACUCGGCCUAUUCAAAUCCCAUCGACCGCGACACCGCCGAACAAAAAGACUCUGUCGUGGAUCGCGAGCGACAAGUCGAACAGCGACAACGUGAGCUGUCCGACCUUCGCCGCGAACUCUCCCUCCUCAAAAACGCCAGCAACACACGCGCCUACCCGGAAGUCAAGAUUCGCAAUGAAUUUGAUCGCAAGCGCAUCCUUAUCACUGGCGGUGCCGGCUUUGUCGGCUCCCACUUGGUCGAUGUCCUGAUGCGCGAUGGGCACGAAGUCACCGUCGUCGACAAUUUCUUUACUGGUCGCCGCAAAAACGUCGAGCACUGGAUCGGCCAUCCUCACUUUGAGCUGGUCAUGCAUGAUGUGGUCGAGCCGUACAUGAUGGAGUGCGAUGAAAUUUAUCACCUCGCCUCGCCUGCCUCCCCGCCCCACUACAUGUACAACCCAGUCAAGACAAUCAAAACAAACACCGUGGGCACAAUGAACAUGCUGGGCCUAGCCAAGCGCACCGGCGCUCGCGUUCUCUUGGCCUCUACCUCGGAAGUAUAUGGCAAUCCUACGGUCUGUCUCAAAGCCAUGCAAUCGAUCGCGUUUGCCAUCACCGUCCCGCUCAGGCGGAGGUGCCCGUAUGUGCACCCUCAGCCCGAAACAUACUUUGGCAACGUAAACCCCGAUGGUCCCCGUGCUUGCUACGACGAGGGUAAACGCAUUGCGGAGACCAUGUGCUAUGCCUAUUCAAAACAAAGCGGUGUCGAGGUGCGCGUGGCCCGCAUCUUCAAUACAUUUGGACCGCGCAUGCACAUCGGAGAUGGCCGCGUGGUCAGCAACUUUAUCAUCCAGGCCUUGCAGGACCAGGCCAUCACCGUCUAUGGCGAGGGGCUGCAAACACGCUCCUUCCAAUAUGUGAGUGACCUCGUGGCUGGUCUCAUUGCCCUCAUGAACUCGGACUUUGACGAACCCGUCAACCUGGGCAAUCCGGACGAGUACACCAUGAUUGACUUUGCCAAGCAUAUCAAGGAAAUCACUGGUUCCUCCUCGGAAAUUAUCCAUAAACCGGCCACCCAAGAUGACCCGCAAAAGCGCAAGCCCGAUAUCUCCCGUGCGCGCCAGGUCCUCAAGUGGGAACCCAAGGUCUCUGUGCUCGAUGGGCUCAAACGCACCAUCGAAUAUUUUCGUCACGAGCUCUCUGCGCCGACCACUCGCGACGAGAACAAGCACAGCCACGGCGUGGGUGGCCCCUAUGGUAACACCAUCGAGCUUCCUUACAUUAACGAUGAGAAGAAACCUUAG
Molecule: messenger RNA, 1353 nt
Organism: Monosiga brevicollis MX1
Lineage: Eukaryota; Choanoflagellata; Craspedida; Salpingoecidae
Exons: 7
Coding region: 1-1353 (450 amino acids)
Biological process (GO): D-xylose metabolic process
Cellular component (GO): cytoplasm
Molecular function (GO): NAD+ binding; UDP-glucuronate decarboxylase activity
Source: RefSeq, a predicted model, not a curated record